Punctularia strigosozonata HHB-11173 SS5 is the source of this 710-nucleotide messenger RNA. RefSeq lists its product as uncharacterized. Bases 1 to 612 code for a protein of 203 amino acids. NCBI's taxonomy places the organism in Eukaryota, Fungi, Basidiomycota, Agaricomycetes, Corticiales, Punctulariaceae. The record is from RefSeq and is a predicted model, not a curated record. The transcript has 2 exons.
AUGUCGUCUACAUCGACCACGCCACCUUAUAUCACCCAGCCAGGCGCAGUGCGCAAUGGCAUGAAGGUCCUUCAACCCGAUCCGACCGAGUAUCCAUGGUACCCAUAUCUUACGCAUUCGUGGGAGGACAAACCGCUCCGCGAUUACGAGGAGGAAUGCGCGAUUCGAAAGGCUUUCAAACCCUUCCACGAAUUGCCGGUGGUGUUUAAUCCUUGGGUCGAACCUAUGAAAUAUGAACCACCGACAUUCUACUUCGGCUGGCCUGUGGACCCAAAGAUCACGAAUGCCUUCGCCAUCAAGGAGAAUCUAGCCUGGUAUUGGAAGGAAGACGGCAUGGGUUCCACAUGGAAGGAUCAGGAUCUGGUCACUCCUAACGAUCACAUCCACGACAAAUGGACACAGGUGCAGGUGCAAGAAUUUUUCGAGGGCGUCUUGACGCUCGAAUAUGUGUACGACUCAUCAACACCUGGGAGCCGCCCAACCUUCUUCUGGUCCCUCCACUCGAACUAUACGCAUCCUCGCAUGCGUCCGUCGAAGAGGCAGAUUGCUAAGCUGCUGGAGGACUUUGGACAUCGAAAUACCCCUCAAUGGCAUUUGGACGCUGAUACGUAGUCGAUGAAAUAUUAUACGGUCCUAUGCCUAUGAGCCAUUGAGCGGUGAUAUUCGCUAAUGAAUAAUUGUACCCUGUACCAUCCGAGAGUGAAUGAACG